This is a messenger RNA of Meloidogyne enterolobii, 1863 nucleotides long. Lineage: Eukaryota; Metazoa; Nematoda; Chromadorea; Rhabditida; Meloidogynidae. The record is from the annotation of a GenBank genome assembly.
AUGGCUAGUAGAAGAGUAAUAAUUGUUGACUUAGAAGACCAAUCUAAUGAUCAAAUAAAUGCAUUUAUGCAAAAAGUAUCAUCAAUGUUUGGAGCACCUCCAUUUAACUGUAAAGAUGAAUGUAUGGGUGCAAUUAAUGAAAGAAUACCAUGUUCAUAUGCUAUAAGUUUACACGAUGCUACUUAUGCUUACUUUUUAUCAUUAAAUAAAACAGCUGAAAAAUAUGGAUAUUUAUCAGUUAAUUUAGCAAGAAAUGGGUCUUUAAUUAAUAAUAUGAGUGAAGGGGAAUUUUCUGGACAAACUGGGCGUGUAAUUUUAGAUAAAACAGGAAAUCGUCAACCAAAUUUUUAUGUAACAAUUUUGGAUGCUUCAGAUCAACCAACUGUUAUAAUGAAUAUUUCUAUUGUUUUGGGAGUAAUUAGACCUUUAUAUAAACCAAUAUGUGGAUAUACUGGGACAGAAUGUCCACAAAAUAUAACAACAUAUAUAUUAAUUGGUGUUGGUUUGGUUUUGUUAUUGUUAGUAGCUACUUUAGGUGGAAUUGGUUAUGCUGUUCGAGAAAAAUUAAAAGAAAAGGAACGUUUAACUAGAGAAUGUUUAAUACCUUUUGGAGAAUUAAAAAAUAUAAAAGAAUUAAAAAGUAAUGAAGAUAUGAGAAGUUUAGAAGCAAAUAAAAGUUUAAAAAGUUUACAAAGUAGCCAAUCUGGCAGUACAAAAUUAACAAGUAUGGAUGAUAAAAAAUUGGAAACAGAAAAUUAUGCACAUUUUUUAUAUAAUAGAGAAGUUGCUUUUGCUAUUAAAUAUCAAGUUAGAGUUAGAAUAUUUAAUGAAGAUUUUGUGCUUUUGAGAAAGAUACGUCAAUUGGAUCAUGACAAUUUAAAUAAAUUUUGUGGACUUUGUACAGAUGCUCCAAUUCUUUAUGCAAUUUGGAAGCAUUGUCAGAGAGGGAGUUUAAAAGAUUUAAUUGCCAAAGAGCAAUAUGUCGGUGAUUCUUUUGUGAUGUUUACUUUAAUGAGGGAUAUAGCUAGUGGAUUAAUAGCUUUGCACGGGUCAUUUGUUGGAGCACAUGGAAUGCUUUCCUCAGAGAAUUGUUUAAUUAAUGAUCGUUGGCAAGUAAAGAUUAGCGAUUUUGGAUUGAAUAUGAUUAGAGAAAGUCAACCAAUGUCAAAAAGAAAAUUAUUGUGGACAGCACCAGAAUUAUUAAGAGAAAAUAAUCGAAAAGGAACAAAAGAAGGAGAUGUUUAUAGUUUUGCUAUAAUUUGUUGUGAAUUAGUUAAUAGAGAAACUGUUUGGAAUGGAGUUGAAAGAGAAGAUGAUGUUGAUGGACCAGCAGUAGCUGGAGUUGUUGGAUUGACAAUGCCUCGUUAUUGUUUAUUUGGAGACACUGUAAAUACAGCUAGUAGAAUGGAAUCUAAUGGAAGACAAAUUAUUUAUCGCCUACGACGAACAAAUACAGCAAUCCCACACAGACCUCAGUUGCAUCCAAGGGAAGAAAUUAAUCAAAAUCUCAUCCAUUUAAUACGAGACUGUUGGAGUGAAAUUCCAACAGAACGUCCAAGAAUUGAUCAAGUCAGAACAAUGUUAAAGCAAAUGGUUAGGGAUCAAUAUGCAAGUUCUUUAGAACAAGAAGUUGAAGAAAGAACUAGAGAAUUAGUUGAAGAAAAAAGAAAAAGUGAUAUUCUUUUAUAUAGAAUGCUUCCAAAACAAGUUGCCGAUAAAUUAAAAUUGGGGGAAUUUGUUGAACCAGAACAAUUUAGUGCAGCAACAAUAUUCUUUUCUGAUGUUGUCUCAUUUACAACAUUAGCUAGUAAAUGUUCUCCUUUACAGGUGAAUAAAUCUCUUAAAUAUUAUAGAGUUAGUUAA